Molecule: messenger RNA, 4537 nt
Organism: Salvelinus namaycush (lake trout)
Lineage: Eukaryota; Metazoa; Chordata; Actinopteri; Salmoniformes; Salmonidae
Product: serine/threonine-protein kinase tousled-like 1-B
Exons: 22
Coding region: 227-2524 (765 amino acids)
Biological process (GO): peptidyl-serine phosphorylation; chromosome segregation; intracellular signal transduction
Cellular component (GO): nucleus
Molecular function (GO): protein serine/threonine kinase activity; ATP binding
Source: RefSeq, a predicted model, not a curated record
GCCGUUUUCGGGAACUGAUGCUGACAGCCGCGCGAUCGAUGCAAAGGUUACAUUUUAUCCUAGCAUGUUACUACCCUGCUGAAAAAUAUAUGUUUACAAAAUGUGCAAAAUUAGAUUGACUGCUGUGGCUAUGUAGCAGGUGGCUGCUGGUGUAUGCAAGUUUGGGUUUUCGGAUUUACACGGAUGCCCGUGUGUCUGCUUGAUCUCUAGCUUGUAAAGUGGCUUAAUGAGUGUCCAAAGUAACAGUGGAAGUGGUGGUGGAAGUUUGGAGGCGACGCCAUCUUGGUCGCAGCUAUCCUCGUCCCCAACGAUUUCUCAACAACACAUAACGGCGACCGCCAAGAAGGAAGGCCCCAUGGAGGAGCUGCACAGCCUGGACCCUCGCAGGCAGGAGCUUCUGGAGGCCAGGUUCAUGGGCGCGGUCAGCGGCAACACAGUAGGAAGCACCGGCAGCACCAGUGGGGGGGCCAAGGGUCUGGCCAACGAGUGCUCCAACAACAGCUAUGGCAGUUUGGGCUCCUCCAGUGACAAGGAGUCAGAGAACUCUGAUAUGAAGAGAGGGAGUUCUCCUGCAUACUCUACCCCUGAGAAGAAGCCCUCUGAGUCGUCCAGAGGAAGGAAAAGGAAAGCUGACACCCAUUCUGAGAGCAGCCAAGGGAAGACUUCCACACGGGGGCCCAAGAUCAGUGACUACUUUGAUUUCCAUGGGGGGAAUGGCUCCAGUCCAGUGAGGGCUCUACCACAGGUCCUCCGCUCACCACAGAACUCACACCACGGAGCUCACUCUGCACCAGGCUCUAUCAUCCGACAGAACAGUUCCUCUCCCACCGGUCUGUGUUUUGGCGAUCCCCUGAUGAACUACAAAGCUUGCGCCAGCAAGUGUGUGCAGACGGAGUUGACAGGUCUGAAGCUUGCUGCUCUGGAGAGCAACAAGAGUCUGGACCUGGAGAAGAAAGAAGGCCGCAUCGAUGACCUGCUCAGGGCUAACUGUGACCUGAGGCGACAGAUAGAUGAACAGCAGAAACUACUGGAGAAAUACAAGGAGAGACUGAACAAAUGCAUCACCAUGAGCAAGAAACUGCUCAUCGAGAAGAGCACCCAGGAGAAACAGUCGUGCAGAGAGAAGAGCAUGCAGGACCGUCUGAGACUGGGUCACUUCACCACCGUAAGACAUGGAGCCUCCUACACUGAACAGUGGACCGACGGAUACGCAUUCCAGAACCUUGUCAAGCAGCAGGAGGGUAUCAAUCAGCAGAGAGAGGAGAUAGAGCGUCAGAGGAAGCUGCUGGCCAAGAGGAAGCCCCCCAAUCCCUCAUCCCCCUCCCUCUCCCUAGCAACCACCUCUGAACCCAAACAACGCAAGACCAAGGUCGUCAACGGCAAUGACCCCGACCCCUUCCUCAAACCCUCCCUGCCCCAGAUGUUGACUCUGGCUGAGUAUCACGAGCAGGAGGAGAUCUUCAAGCUUCGCCUGGGACACCUGAAGAAGGAGGAGGCUGAGAUCCAGGCAGAGCUGGAGCGGUUAGAGCGGGUGAGGAACCUCCACAUCAGAGAGCUGAAGAGGAUCAACAACGAGGACAGCUCGUCGUUUAAAGACCACCCCACUCUGAACGAGAGGUACCUGCUGCUGCAUCUGCUGGGCAGAGGAGGCUUCAGUGAGGUCUAUAAGGCCUUUGACCUGUUUGAGCAGCGCUAUGCAGCUGUUAAAAUCCACCAGCUCAACAAGAACUGGAGAGAGGAAAAGAAGGAGAACUAUCACAAACAUGCCUGUAGAGAGUAUCGGAUACACAAACAGCUGGACCAUCCCAGAAUAGUCAAACUCUACGACUACUUCUCCCUGGAUACAGACACGUUCUGUACAGUUUUAGAGUUCUGUGAGGGGAACGACCUGGACUUCUAUCUGAAACAGAACAAGCUGAUGUCCGAGAAGGAGGCGCGGUCCAUCGUCAUGCAGAUAGUCAACGCCCUGCGAUACCUCAACGAGAUCAAACCCCCCAUCAUACACUACGACCUCAAACCAGGUAACAUCUUGCUGGUGGAUGGGACCGCGUGUGGAGAGAUAAAGAUCACAGACUUUGGGCUGUCUAAGAUCAUGGACGAUGACAACUAUGGAGUGGACGGCAUGGACCUCACCUCACAGGGAGCUGGCACAUACUGGUACCUUCCCCCAGAGUGUUUUGUGGUGGGCAAGGAGCCUCCUAAGAUCUCUAACAAGGUGGACGUCUGGUCGGUCGGGGUCAUCUUCUUCCAGUGCCUCUAUGGACGGAAGCCGUUUGGCCACAACCAGUCUCAGCAGGAUAUUCUUCAGGAGAACACCAUCCUCAAAGCCACUGAGGUUCAGUUCCCUGCCAAGCCCCAGGCCAGCACAGAGGCCAAGGCGUUUAUCCGACGCUGUCUGGCCUACCGUAAGGAGGAUCGAUUUGACGUUCACCAGCUGGGCACUGACACGUACCUUCUCCCUCACAUGAGACGCUCCAACUCCUCUGGCUCUCUUCAGCCCGCCUCCUCAAUCUCCUCCUACUGACGGGCUGAUGAACAUGACUGACAGGCCCGCUGGCCAAUCCUGGAGCAGAAUUGAUCCGAAUAUGGGGAGUGGCGUUGGGUAUUCUAAAUCGCCCGGCCACUGUAAAAGGAUCAGGAACGUGAAUUUGUUUGGCUGAAUAGAAUGAAAUGGAUUGCACGUUGUGAGACGGGGAAAGAUGGAAAGAAAGAGGGAGGGGGGGGCGGAAGUGGAUACACUUUCCACGUUGCCAAGUAGCUUUGAAGAAACGUUACUGUGUUGUGAUCUUGAACGUGAACCUAGUUUUGAGAGAGAGGUGAGAAAGUUCUACCCAUUGUGCUUGCCAUUGGACAGGCUGUGCCUGUUGCCGUGAGGACCUAAUAGAGUGGGGCUAGGCCACAUCCCUUGCUUGUGCUGGACUGGGCUUUUAUUGGUAGAGAGGGAAACCAUAAACAAACAAAAAAAGCAACAGAUGUUAAUUGGAAUCCCCUCCAGCAACAUUUUAAACAGCCUCUCUGCAAGGGACAGAAUCCCAUUCCCAAAUAGACCCCUAGCCUCUACUAUAGAAGGUAGAGGUACAUUUGGGAUGUGGGGCUUAAGUCUCCAAAGCAGAUCAGUUGGUUUCACUGACCCACGUUAAACCCUACCAUUGGACUAAAUUGCACUCGAGAUGAUUUGGUUUCAUGGACAUAGCUUCUUGAAAUAGUCCUGGACUUAACUAAGCUUCAGUCUCCGACUGUUGGCCAGAAGUAUGCCAUCUAUGUUCAUGAAGUCACGUUUUUAGAUCUUAAAUCAAUAAUGAAACCUACUCCUGGAUGAAUAUAAUCUGGCUGUGUGAAAGAGGUUGGUUUUGGCGUGUUCCGGUCCUCCAUGGAUCCAUCCCUCAAGGCGCUGAGUGUUAGGCUUGUUCAGGCAUUGAAGUCUGUUUUGUCAGAACAAAACGUCACCAUAUGAGGAUCAACUGUAUCGUUAAGAUUGAUGUUUCCAUACAGGAAUCAUCUGGGGAAAUUCAAUGUACAUUUCAUGUGUAGGAGUGACAUAUCUGCAAUCUGUCUGUACAGAGGGUCAACACACAGGAUUUACUGAACUUUCACCAGUGCCCGUUUGCACCUGUUGUUUUCACAAAGAAAUAAAACGACAAAUGCCUAGAAACAUGAAAUUAUCUAACCAAUUUUUUUUGUAAUUUUAUCGUUCUCUUAUUCUUUGUUUUACCUUCUGUUCACCCUUAAUGUUUUAUAUUAUCUGUGGGAAAUAACAGGUGCAAACUUUGAGCACAUGCAAUGGUCUAGUAAGUCCGACCGUUGGUUUCCUCGCGUCUCCUUGUUUGUGCUCCGAAAGGCAUUUUUUUGCUGCUAUAUAGAUGUCGCUUGUAGUUAGUUAAAAUCUGUAUGAUCUGCCUCAGGUACAGAUAGUGCAGACCUGUGUGAAGAGGAACACUCUAGGGCCCCUGAAGUGUAUAGCCUACUCUUCAGGGGCCCUAUGAAGUGCUUCUGUAUGCCAGGUGAACCAAUAACUUUUAACUGUUUUACGACCGCAAUGUUUAUAGUCUGGAAACCAUGUGUCAUAUAUAAAGUUGUAUGAAACUGUUCAUGUGUGAAGGAAAAGCCCAGGUUGAUCAGGCUCUGUUCUGUUCAGUAACACUUUGCUUGAACCUCAGUCAUAAGGCCUGCGUAACACAGUCAUAACACUGACAUAUGAGGUGUCAUAAUGAGUUAUUACAGCUGGUUUUAGUCUAUGGUAUGGCACAGUCAUAUUGGUCAUCUACCGAAUGUAAAGUGCUUUAAGUAAAGUGUUACCUAGUAUUCUUUAUAUUGGAAGACUGUGAGGAGCUUUCAACAGACAACACUUAUGUUACAAAAGGGGUUUAUAUUGAACAUCAUGGCAGACUAACAGAGGAGCCCCGCAGAUCAACGCCAUGUACUGUAAACUGGUUUUAUCACUGUCUUAUACACACAGCCCAGAUACAUGUCAAAAUUGAAGGGAGGCAAUGUCAGGUCCUGUCAUUCAUAUGCAAUAAAGAUUGCCUUACAAGUCCAA